AAAUGUUUUUUGAUUACAAAAAAGUGUUUUACAGGAACGACGAGGCGUUCUGGGUUGGGAUCAACGACGGCCCUGCACUGCCAAUACUAAGUCUAUUGAGUGAUUGAGGGUUUAUCGGCCAAAUGCUGUUGCCAGCUUCGUUGAUGUCUCUUUCUCACCCUAAGACUGAGGUUGGAUACUUGGUUCCCCUGAAUCAUAAUUUGGAGGAAAACCCUUCAGUUCCCAAGUUACCCAUCUCCCAUGGCACUAACCUCAUUGGCCGCGCCAACAUUCCUCUUCCUCUUCCCGACAAGAGGCUUAGCCGUAACCACAUCACUUUAACUGCUUCUUCCGACGGAUCUGCUCAUCUGCUUGUGGAGGGUACGAAUCCAGUCGUUGUUAACUCCGGGAACAAAAGAAGGAAGCUCAAUUCUCAGGAGAAAGCUGCCAUUUCUGAUGGUGAUAUACUUGAGCUCAUUCCCGGACACCAUCUUUUCAAAUAUGAAGUUUCGGGUGCCACCAAAACUGAUAAUACACCUUCAGCUGGCACUGGCACCACAAACAAGGAAGCUUCCCACAGCCUUUCGCAGGAUGGGAACGGGACUUGCAGUCAGGAGCAAGGAAGAAAUGCAGCGGCACGCAAGCCUGGUCAUUCUCAAUCCGGUGAACACAGUAAUGCAGAGGCUAUUCGCAAUUUCCAUAUCCCUUCUGAAAAAAUACCUUCCACUUUUCGACUUUUGCGUGUGCAGCAGCUACCACCUUGGGCAAAUACUUCUUGUGUUGCAAUAGAUGAUGUUAUUCAGGGGGAUAUUCUAGUUGCCAUCCUUUCCAACUACAUGGUAGACCUUGACUGGUUGGUUCCGGCAUGUCCUGCGCUUUUGAAAGUCCCCCAUGUGUUAGUUAUUCAUGGCGAGAGUGAUGGGAGGGUUGAUUAUUUGAAGAGAAGUAAACCUACCAACUGGAUUCUGCACAAACCACCAUUGCCAAUUUCAUUUGGGACACAUCAUUCAAAGGCCAUGUUUCUUGUAUAUCCUCAUGGGAUAAGGGUGAUUGUGCAUACAGCGAACUUAAUAUAUGUAGAUUGGAAUAAUAAAACCCAAGGUUUGUGGAUGCAAGAUUUUCCAUGGAAAGAUCAAAACAGUCUAAGCAAGGGAUCUGUAUUUGAAAAUGACCUGGUUGAAUAUCUCAGUAUGCUGAAGUGGCCAGAAUUCUCUGUUAAGCUUCCUUCCCUUGGAAACUUCAGUAUAUGUCCAUCUUUCUUCAAGAAGUUUGAUUAUAGUGAUGCAAUGGUUAGGUUAAUUGCAUCUGUACCUGGAUAUCAUUCUGGUGCUGGCAUGAAAAAGUGGGGACAUAUGAAACUGCGUUCUUUGCUCCAAGAGUGUACUUUUGACGAUGAUUUUAAAAAAUCUCCACUCAUUUAUCAGUUCUCCUCCCUUGGUUCUCUAGAUGAGAAAUGGAUGGCUGAGUUGACAUCAUCAAUGUCUGCUGGUUUAUCAGAAGAUAAAACACCUCUUGGUCUUGGGGAGCCUCAAAUAAUCUGGCCUACUGUAGAAGAUGUCAGAUGUUCUUUAGAGGGCUAUGCUGCUGGAAAUGCAAUUCCAAGUCCUUUUAAAAAUGUGGAGAAAGCAUUUCUCAAAAAGUAUUGGGCAAAAUGGAAAGCAGACCAUACUGGCCGAAGCCGUGCUAUGCCCCAUAUAAAGACUUUCACUCGUUACAGUGGUCAGAAUCUAGCUUGGUUCUUGUUGACUUCAGCAAAUCUUAGCAAAGCUGCCUGGGGAACUCUUCAGAAGAAUAACACUCAGUUCAUGAUUCGCUCAUACGAGUUGGGAGUGCUCUUUCUACCAACGAUGCUUAAAAGGGGUGGUGGUGGAUUUUCAUGUACCAGUAAUGUUACACAAACUGAGGAUAAAUAUGAAGUGAAGAAAGCAAAACUAGUUAGCCUAAGUGGGCUGAGAAGGGAGCAAACACACUCAACAUCUCAACUGACCAUUCCGUUACCUGUUCCUUACGAGCUCCCUCCCCAACCUUAUUCCUCACAAGAUGUUCCCUGGUCCUGGGAUCGGCGAUAUAGUAAGAAAGAUGUAUAUGGCCAAGUUUGGCCACGCACGUGAGCUUGCUACUUGCUGUUGCUGCUCUGCUCUAAAUGUACAUAGUACCAUUCACUUUCCUCCUUAGCACCAUGCCAGCAUUGAGUUAUCUAUGACAAAGGUCUCUCAUUUUUCAUUUUUUCUCUCUUUUCAUUAGUAGUGUUUAUUGUUCAAUAUCUAUCACCUAAAAGAAAAAAAGGGUUCAAUACAAUUUUAAAUUGUAAUUACUUGAAAGUGAUCAAAGGUUAGAUAACUAAGUACUAGAAAAUUAUGUGGGAACUUUAUCGAUGGGAGUUGCCAGGGGAAUAUUCUUAAU
Molecule: messenger RNA, 2382 nt
Organism: Arachis duranensis
Lineage: Eukaryota; Viridiplantae; Streptophyta; Magnoliopsida; Fabales; Fabaceae
Product: tyrosyl-DNA phosphodiesterase 1
Exons: 15
Coding region: 123-2090 (655 amino acids)
Biological process (GO): double-strand break repair; single strand break repair
Cellular component (GO): nucleus
Molecular function (GO): protein binding; 3'-tyrosyl-DNA phosphodiesterase activity; double-stranded DNA binding
Source: RefSeq, a predicted model, not a curated record